Messenger RNA from Scomber japonicus (chub mackerel), 888 nucleotides. It is a transcript of the gene snx10b, whose product is annotated as sorting nexin 10b. Gene Ontology annotation, biological process: intracellular protein transport. Gene Ontology annotation, molecular function: phosphatidylinositol binding. Bases 78 to 713 code for a protein of 211 amino acids. The record is from RefSeq and is a predicted model, not a curated record. The transcript is spliced from 5 exons. NCBI's taxonomy places the organism in Eukaryota, Metazoa, Chordata, Actinopteri, Scombriformes, Scombridae.
UAUCUGCUCAUAAAAACUUCCCCUUUUUCAAGACACAAUGCAUUGUGUUGAUAGUUUCAGUGUCUCUUGCCUUCUCCAUGCAGCAGGUCAUUAGUGUCUGGGUGCGGGACCCGCGGAUACAAAAGAAUGACUUCUGGCAUGCCUACAUAGACUAUGAAAUUUGUUUACAUACCAACAGCGUGUGCUUCACCAAGAAGAUCUCUUGUGUGAGACGGAGGUUCAGUGAGUUUGUAUGGCUCAGGCAGAAACUACAAGCAAAUUCAAUGCUAAUGGUACAGCUACCAGAGCUGCCCCCAAAGAAUCCCUUCUUCAGCAUGAACAACGCUCAGCAGAUCUCUGAGCGGAUGAAAGGGCUCCAGAAGUUCUUGGAAAAGAUCCUCCUUAACCCCCUGCUGUUGUCUGACAGUUGCCUGCACCUUUUCCUGCAGUCACAGCUCAUUGUGUCCAAGAUAGAGGCCUGUGCUGCUGGAAGGACCCACUACUCUGUGGCUCAGGCAGUCCAGUGCUGCGGCCACAGGAGACUCAAGUUUGAUGUGGACUCGCAGACAGACGUCAGCAUGUCUUGUGACUCUGAUUCAGACAGGUAUCAGUGCAGAGAUGCAGAGCCACAGAUGACAGAUUUGGCAACAAACAAAACAGAGAGUACAGCUUCACUUGACUUCAUGGGAUCCAGCCAGGAGGAAAAUCUCAGCUGCUCAUCUAGUUCCACAUGAAAACAUUACCGUCACAUCAUUGGCAGAAAGUAGUAUGCAGCAUUCUGUACAACAUUUGAAGAAAAAAGUUGCCUGUUACCCUGUCAUGAUAAACACAUAGCUUAUUAUUGUAUUCUAAUUGAUGUAUUUCACUUUUAAGCAUGCACAGUAAAUAGUAAUAAAUUGCAACUAUAGU